This is a messenger RNA of Ipomoea triloba (trilobed morning glory), 1115 nucleotides long. RefSeq lists its product as uncharacterized. The record is from RefSeq and is a predicted model, not a curated record. Lineage: Eukaryota; Viridiplantae; Streptophyta; Magnoliopsida; Solanales; Convolvulaceae. Gene Ontology annotation, molecular function: protein binding. Bases 82 to 777 code for a protein of 231 amino acids. The transcript is spliced from 7 exons.
UGCAUCUUGUUGCAGCUUCAUCCAGGGAGGUGGAGAGCGAGAAAGAGAGAGAGAGAGAGAGAGAGUUCUCUGAAUUCAACAAUGGGACGUGAAAUCGAGCUUGAUCUUGAUAGCGAUGCGUUGGCGGAGGAGGAGAAGAAGAAGAUGGUAGAAAUCAAUUUGAGAAUAAUCGGCCCAUCUCCACCGUCUCGCCUCGUCGUUCCUUCUUCCAUCAAAGUUCAUGAUUUGAGAAAAAUGAUUGCCAAAAAUCGCCAUUUGCCUAUCGAAGCUUUGAAGCUUGUUUUGCAAGGAAGAGUAUUGCAUGACAUCCAAAAUGGGGAUGAUCAAACAAUUCAAUUCAACAAUGGAGAUUCUUUGAUCAUUGCUGUAAAACCAAAGUCUCCCCCCAAACACAUUCGGGAUGAAUUUGACGAUGAGGAUGAUGAUCUGAAGUUUCAUCUACCGCAAACAAGUAGUAGGUGGAAAAAGAGGCUUUUCUCUAUAUUACGCGAAAAAUUGAAGCUUCCGGAUAUGCUUUUGAUGGCAAUUUUCUCAAUCAGUUUUAAAAUGUGGGCUAUUAUUGUCAUGUGGUUUAUUCUGGCACCCGUUGCCCAUAGAUUUGGCAUUGGACCAUUAUACAUACUCGGGACAGGAUUUGGGAUUAUAUUCUAUAAUCUUGGACAUCGGCAGCAGGGGGAACUCAGUGCAUACUCUAUAUUCAACGAAGAUUUCAGAGAGCUUCCCGGAACUCUUAAUGCUGACCACAUCGACAGAGACAUUCGAGCAGGUCGGUUAUGAGGUUCCGUAAUUUUCCCCGCGAAACAAUCCCUGUCGGUGUUAGCUAGGGCCACAAACCCCUCGAUGUAUAAUGUUGUAUCUACAUAGGUUUCAGCUGUGGGACUGUGUGUCUGUGUCUUCCCCCUUGUACAGGAAACCAACCUGGACCAUAUAACAUUAAUAUAUGAUAGCAAAAUUCCAUAAAGGGCCAUUUAUUAGGCCUGCAAAUUUUGUUCAUUGCGUAUGAAAGAGGGAUUCAUUUUGCCACUCCCUUCCAAUUCCCCCUUGAGGCAGAGACACAGAUGAGCCAGACUGAUCAUUUCUUAUCAUGACAUGAAAAGUCAAAAUUUUUCUUGUUU